UUAUUAUAUAUCCAAUGCAAAUCGAGUUAUGUCUCGUCAUUGCAUUCACAACGAAGAUGCAAGUGAGCUGGCGUGGGGCGAGCUUUGUGGGGGCUCUUGUCCUCACCGCCAUCGCCGGGCUAUUCAUGCUGCUGACACCGGCACUCCUUGUCCUGUAUAUCUUUGGGAGGCGCGGCGAGGCGCUGUUCCACUUUGUGCAACAGAUGGUGCAAGGAAUGUGGCUCGGGAAUGUGGCCAUCCUCGUGGAGCAGUGGCAUGGCAUGUCGACAGAGAUCUACAUCAUUGGGGACAAGUCGCGGAUCUCGUGCAUCACGUCUGCAGAGCGAGCCGUGUGGAUCUCCAACCAUCGCACGCGUAUCGACUGGAUGCUGCUGUGGUCGUUGGGCCUCCGAACCAACACGUUGCACCAGCUCAAGAUCGUGCUCAAGGAUUCACUGCGCGCCGUGCCCGUGUUUGGCUGGGCCAUGCAAGCGUUUCAGUUUAUCUUUCUCUCCCGCGACUGGAAAACCGAUGAAAAAGCACUCACGCGGCUGCUCACACACCUCGGCCGCGCCCGACCCAACUCGACGUACCUCCUCUUUCCGGAAGGCACCGACCUUGCUCCCAACAGCGUCAUUAAGAGCAACCAAUUCGCCGCCACGAGGGGCCUGCCGCCCCGACACUACACCUUGUACCCUCGCACCACGGGAUGGAAUCACAUGUUCCCUCUGGUCCGAGGCCACGUUGAUGCCGUCUACGACCUGACGCUGUGCUAUGUCGACCACAAAGACACCAAGGACCAGCGACCGUCCGAAGCGUCUUUGCUUUCUGGCCACAUGCCAUCGGCCAUCAAGAUCCUGUUGGAACGCAUCCCCAUCGAGUCCAUCCCGCUCGACGCCGCCAGCUUGCGCCAAUGGAUGGACGACCGGUUUGCUGCCAAGGAAGCCAUGCUCGACCAGUGGUACACCCUUCAAACCCUGCCUCCCGCGGCCGAGCGCAUCCUAGAUCAUGACAUCCUCCGGCGCGCGCACCUCGUUCAAGCGUACUGGAUCCUUCUCUGCACGCUGUGCUUUAUGAUGUUGUACCAGUACCCACUCGUGCGGUGGUGUGGCGUCGUAACUAUCGUCGGCCACUUGGUGAUCACCCGAAACGGCGGGACCGAUGGCUUCUUGACUUCGAGAACGACCUAUUACAACGACUAGAUAUGGACACAAUCAGACUGUUAUAUCCAUAGCAGUAUUGGAGCAAUAACAGCAGCAAUAGCAGCAGCAGGAACCUCUCGUCGAUCACCAUAUAUAUAUAUAUAUAUCGAGUAUAUAUACUACUUCG
Molecule: messenger RNA, 1308 nt
Organism: Aphanomyces astaci
Lineage: Eukaryota; Oomycota; Saprolegniomycetes; Saprolegniales; Verrucalvaceae
Exons: 3
Coding region: 15-1181 (388 amino acids)
Cellular component (GO): endomembrane system
Molecular function (GO): acyltransferase activity
Source: RefSeq, a predicted model, not a curated record